AUGGAGCUGAGAAAGUGGUGCUCCAGUUCCGAAACGCUGAACGAGCAAUUUCGUGCAGACGGUGUCUCCCUCGACGACAUUGGUCAACCGUUGGUUAGAUGCAAGUUGCUUGGUCUUCCGUGGAACCGACCUGCUGACACUAUCGUAAUGACCACUCAAAACCUGUCAUCUUACGUUGCUACGCAGCCAGCUACUAAUCGAGUUGUACUUCAGACCUUUGCGAGGCUGUUUGACCCUCUUGGGCUUCUUGGACCGUUUCUCGUCCGCGCCAAACUUCUGUUCCAAGAGCUAUGGCGGCGCAAUUGCACAUGGGAAGAAGCUCUACCUGAGGACGUGCAUGAACAGUGGAAGACCUGGACGUCCGAGCUUAGCCAACUUUCAUCGUUCCAAGUCCCACGUUGUGUCAUAUCUCCUGCAACGGAAGGCGCAAAAGGACAGGAGCUUCACGUAUUUUGCGACGCAAGCCCAAUGGCGUACGGGGUUGCCGUUUAUGUGAGGUGCGUCAUGUCUGAGAACAGUUUCGCUCCACAGCUCCUCAUGAGUAAAGGUCGCUUAGCCCCGUUACGGCCCGUUUUGAUUCCAAGGCUGGAACUAUUGGCCUGCUUGUUGGCAGCCAGGUUAUGCCACUAUGUCAGACAACUUCCCGAGAUCUCACAGGCCGUGGCUCACCUUUGGACUGACUCUGCGAUCGCAUUGCACUGGAUAUGUGGUGACGCGGUCGGCCAGGAAGUAUUUGUACGAAACCGCUCGUCCGAGAUUCGCCGCCUAACCAGAGGAUUCCACUGGCACCACUGCUGGAUUAUCCAGGCGGAGCCAGGAUAA
Molecule: messenger RNA, 822 nt
Organism: Ornithodoros turicata
Lineage: Eukaryota; Metazoa; Arthropoda; Arachnida; Ixodida; Argasidae
Exons: 1
Coding region: 1-822 (273 amino acids)
Source: RefSeq, a predicted model, not a curated record